GGUAGGUUUGGGUUCGGAGAGAGGUUCGGAGUUUGAAGAAGGAGAAGAAGAAAAGAAAGAUAACAAGCACUUGGCACUUGCAUAGCUUUAGCCUCCAUCACCCGCCACUACAAAACUAUGCCCCCACUUCCUUCUUUCAACCUUUUUCCUUCUCUUUCUCUCUCUCUCAACUCUAUUACUUCCUAAAAUUUCUCUUUUUCUCUUCUUCUUUUCACCUCUAUUUCAUCACUUUCUUCCUAUGCUAUCGUAGCCCAAACGAACAUCCACAACAAUUAUAUAUGAGAGGUUUCAAUGAAGAACAUGGUGUUGUGGGGGGAAAGGAGGAAGAAAACUCGUGGCCUUCCUGGCUGCGGCCACUUCUCAAGACGAGUUUUUUUGUUCAAUGCAAAGUCCACGCUGAUUCCCACAAGAAUGAAUGCAAUAUGUAUUGCUUGGACUGUGUGAAUGGAGCCCUUUGUUCUGCUUGUCUUGCUUCCCACAAAGAACACAGAACAAUCCAGAUAAGGAGAUCUUCAUACCAUGAUGUGAUAAGGGUGUCUGAGAUACAGAAAUUUCUGGACAUAACAGGCGUCCAAACUUACAUUAUUAACAGUGCCAAGAUUGUGUUCUUGAAUGAAAGGCCCCAACCAAGGCCUGGAAAAGGGGUCACCAAUACCUGCCAAGUCUGUGACCGCAGCCUUCUUGAUUCCUUCAGCUUCUGUUCUCUUGGUUGUAAGAUUGUUGGAACCUCCAAAAAGUUCCGGAAGAAGAAAAUGUUAGGUGAGACAGAAGGGUCUGAUGGUGAAGAAUCAGUGAACGGCAUAAGCAAUGUAAAUGGCAGAAGCAAAAUCCAUAGCUUUACACCUUCAACACCACCACCAACAGUGGCUAAUUACAGAACUGCAAAGAGAAGGAAAGGAAUUCCACACAGAGCUCCAAUGGGUGGAGGGCUGAUUAUAGAAUACAACGUUGUAUAGUGGUUUUGUGUCAUUCACCAAUCAAUAUUUAUACCAAAAAGAUACAGCAGUUGUUACCACUUCCUUAGUUGGCACCAUCUCAAAAAUAUGCACAUUAUCUCAUGUAGUUGCAAUACCUGUGCCCUGUCACUGAGGCCGGUGUUGGAAACUACUGCUCUAUCUUGUUGUAUAGGACAAAAACAAUAGGAAGAAAAAGUUGUGUCAAAAAGCAAGUAAUAAUAAUAUAACAUAGAGUGGGGGUACUUUAUGUUUGUGUAAGAAUGGCAUUUGGGUACUGGUAUGUGAUGCUAAAUGUACAUAGUGGCUUGUAGAAAGGAAUUGUAUAGCAUCAAAUUAGACAAUAAAAAAAUAUUAUGAACUCAUGAUGGGUAUUAA
This is a messenger RNA of Vigna umbellata (rice bean), 1331 nucleotides long. Its product is annotated as protein RGF1 INDUCIBLE TRANSCRIPTION FACTOR 1-like. The record is from RefSeq and is a predicted model, not a curated record. Lineage: Eukaryota; Viridiplantae; Streptophyta; Magnoliopsida; Fabales; Fabaceae.